This is a messenger RNA of Oryza brachyantha (malo sina), 909 nucleotides long. RefSeq names its product guanine nucleotide-binding protein subunit gamma 1. The coding region runs from base 228 to 515 and encodes 95 amino acids. The record is from RefSeq and is a predicted model, not a curated record. The transcript has 4 exons. Gene Ontology annotation, biological process: G protein-coupled receptor signaling pathway. NCBI's taxonomy places the organism in Eukaryota, Viridiplantae, Streptophyta, Magnoliopsida, Poales, Poaceae.
GAGGCAAACAGAAGGUAAAAAAAGCCCAAACAUUUUCGUCGCCACCCGCACUCCGUCCGUGACUCCUCUUUGUUUUCGCCGCGCUGCCUAACCCACCCGCACCCCGCGGCGCCGGAUCGAUCGCACUAGGCUCCGCUCCGCCGCCUCCUUGCAGUGCAACGCAGUGCGGAGGCUGAGGCUCUGGGGUCUCCUCCCCCCGCGGUGCGCGACGCGUCGAACGGGUGGUGAUGCAGGCUGGCGGCGGCGGAGGAGGGGACGCCGGGGACACGCGGGGCCGGCACCGGAUCCAGGCCGAGCUCAAGAAGCUCGAGCAAGAAGCGCGCUUUCUCGAGGAGGAACUUGAAGAGCUUGAAAAAACGGAUAAGGUGUCAGCAGCAUUGCAAGAGCUUAUGGUAACAACGGAAAGCAAAGCAGAUCCUCUACUUCCAGUAACUACUGGGCCUGCAUGUCAAUCCUGGGACAGAUGGUUUGAAGGUCCACAAGAUCUGCGCAGGUGCAAAUGCUGGUUUUUAUGAUUCUUAGCAAACAACAGAAAGAGGAGAAUGAUUUCUGCAAACUGUAAAUUGUUUUUGGUCAUCCCGGCAUGGAUGUUAGUAGUCAUAAAAAAGGUGAGGGGAAGGGAUUAUUUUACUGAACUGAAUCUGGGCAUUGGUGAAGCAUUGUUGGAGUAGCAUGAGAAGGAAACUCUAGAAUACAUAAGCGAUAGAGAGAGAGCUAGCUAAACAUCUUUGUUUGAAAAAGGUUUCUUAGCAUUGAAAUUCCUGUGCAUUUAGUUUGAUUAGCUGCAUUUCUGCUGUUGAAGUAUGGGAUCUGAACUGUAACAUUUGACCCAAAACAUUCCCUGUGAGGGAGGUUCUAUCUGACUUAUUUGAGAUGUUUCUACCCUUGUUCAGGUUUUACCAUUCUGAA